Messenger RNA from Schizophyllum commune H4-8, 831 nucleotides. RefSeq lists its product as uncharacterized. NCBI's taxonomy places the organism in Eukaryota, Fungi, Basidiomycota, Agaricomycetes, Agaricales, Schizophyllaceae. Bases 19 to 783 code for a protein of 254 amino acids. Gene Ontology annotation, biological process: plasma membrane tubulation; actin cortical patch localization; endocytosis. Gene Ontology annotation, cellular component: actin cortical patch. The record is from RefSeq and is a predicted model, not a curated record. Gene Ontology annotation, molecular function: lipid binding; protein binding. The transcript has 6 exons.
UGGCUUUGUACUCGAACAAUGGUCUUCUCGAACUUGGGUCCGCAUGAGAAGGACGCGUUCUUCACCCUGCUAGAUGAAUACUUCGCAUCUCGUCCAGAUGUCUUCGGCGGCCAGCAGGGCGCGUCAGCCACACAAGCCGCGACGCGCGCGAUGCAUGCAGCGCCGGGCGUGAUAUCUGCUGGCGUUGGGAAGGCUACAACGUUUGGAAAGGGUGUUUCUGCGUAUGCGCAAUCGCACGCGAGCCAGUCGAGCCACCCAGCCCACGCAGAGGGGAACGACCACCAUGAGGAACCGACGGCGAGCGUGUCCAGCCGCAUCAAGGCCUUUUCUUCAUCGCACCACUCUCCGACGCCGUCGCACGAUGCGGGGCAUGGGGGUGCCGGAUCGCGGGGGAGCUUGAGCCAGGUGAAGAAAUUCGGCGACGUCGACAUGUCGUCCGCGGGGAAGAUGCUGGGCUCCCUCCGUCAUUCCAACACAGCGAAGCAGGAGACGUUCACGCCGCCGAGGACCGCACCUGCAUUCACGCCGAAGCCGAACAAGUACGGCCCACCGCCAGUGCGGCACAUUGAGCCUGAACCCGAACCUGAGCCGGAACCUGAGCCCGAGGCGCAGGGUGAGUGGGUGGAGAUACUGUACGACUAUUCGUCUAGUGAACCGGGAGACCUGCAAUGUCAGGAAGGUCAGCGAGUAUUGUUGGUCGAAAGAACGUCGGACGACUGGUGGACCGGAGAGUUCAAUGGAAAGCGCGGUUUGUUCCCUGCAUCUUAUUGCAAGGUCCUGUAGAUUCCUGUAUCAUGUAUCAUAUGAACAACGGACUUUGCUACCACUGCA